CAAACCUGUAAACAGUAAACACUAAACAGUAUAAUGGUAUAACUAUUAACUACAGUCUAUACUCUAUACUAUAUACUCUGAUUAUUUUAUAGCAAAAUAAGUUUUCACCGUGUUCUCAUAAUCUCAUCUUACGUACUUACGUUCAGUUUUUCUUAAAGUGCAUUUAAACAUAAAAUAUUUUUUUUUAAAUACCCGCAAGUUUUAAAGAUCGCGAUGUUUAGUAUAUUUAAAUUUAAUAAAGUAAAGACCACGAUUAAUAACCCACCCGUUAAAAAUGCCAUUCAGACCACUAGUGAUCUUGAUAAACAUGCUGAUGAAGAAUAUGAAGAAGACAAUCCAAGUUUUAAUAGUGUUGACAGCGCAGAGGAAGAAUCCAGUCGAGGAAAACUAAUUGUAUCCACUUGUAUAGACUCAAGUGAUGUAAAAACUUUAAAAUUAGAUCUUGGAAUUUUAGACUCUGGACCAAAACAACCGAUUUUAAAAAACUAUCCAAAAACACUUUUUGGAAAGCAAAAUCGAUCAUUUUCAGAUGGCUAUUUUAAUCAGUAUUCAUGGUUAGAGUAUAGCAUUAAAAUUGAUGCUGUGUUUUGUUUUUGUUGCCGAAUUUUUAAUACAAAUAAUAUUUACAUAGCUGAUAAUACUUUUACAAAAACUGGAUUCAGAAAUUGGAAAAAACUAAGUGGUAAUGGUUCCAAGUUAAUGAGUCAUGAAAAAUCAAAAUGUCAUUUAAAAUGCAUGGCAAGUUGGUCUGGAUAUUUAAGUGCGAAAUCUAUUGGUAGUGUAGUAACACAAGUUUCAGCACAAAAUAAAAAAGAAAUUAUAGAAAACCGAAACUAUGUGUCUGAAAAACAAGAUGCACAGACACUUGUUAAUACUAUUUUUCAAUUUCUUGAGCAUUCAAAUUUGGGAAAUAUACCAAUAUUUGCACAGUCCUACGAUGGAGCGAGUGUUAUGAGUGGUAAAAGAAAUGGUGUCCAGAGUAAACUUCUUGAACGAUACCCAUGCGCUAUUUAUACGCAUUGCAUGGCCCAUAGAAUAAAUUUAGUUGUAGUAGACAUGUGCAAGAAUGUUGAGUAUGCAAAAAGUUUUUUUAACAGUCUGGAAGCAUUAUACGUAUAUUUCUCACGACCAUCUACAAAUAAAAAACUAAAAGAUAUGCAAUUAAAAAUGGACAUUAAAGCAUCUUCUAUUAUUCGAAUUUCUGAUACUCGCUGGGUUUGCAGGUAUAAAAACUGUAAAGCUGUUAAAGAUAAUUUUGAAGUGAUACUAGAGGUUUUGAGAGAAGAAAUUGAUGCUAAUAGUAAUCUAGAUGUAGCACAAGCAAUAGGAAUUGAAGCUAUGAUAAAAAAAGGACAUUUUAUACUAUUUUUAAUUAUACUUGAAGAUAUUUUAACAAAAAUCAAUAUUCUUAGUAACCUAAUGCAAGAGAAAAAAGCAACUUUGGGAAAAUCAGUAAAUUUAAUCAAUAGUAUUAUAAAAACAUUUGAAAAUGACCGUUGCUCAGAAAAAUUUAAAACUGUGUGGACAGAAGUUAUAGCAUUGGCUAAAGAGUUCAACAUUUCAUUAGAAAUUCCAGCUAAAUGUUCCAAACGUAAAAGAAAAGAAACAACAAAUUUACAAAACUAUUAUGUUAGUAAUACUACUGGUGCUGAAUGUUCUUAUGCUAAUGUAGAUGAACUCAAUGAAGGAAUGAAUGAUGAAGACACCCAGUUUGAAUAUUGGAAAGUUAAUGGUUAUUUUAGGAUACUUGACUGUGUUUUAUCAGGUUUGAGAAGCAGAUUUUCAACAGAAAGCUUGAAAAUUGGACAUAGUAUUGAUAACUUUAUGAAGUUAAAAUAUGAUGAAAGUUUACAUUUUAUUGAACAUUACGAGAAUGCUUUAUGUAUUGAGAAAGACCAACUUAAAGCUGAAAUGCUAAUUAUGAAGAACUGUAUUAAUAAAGAUGAUUUUGACAUAGAUGCUCUUGUAUCAGAAAUCAACAAAAAAAUUUUUCCAAAUUUAUACAAGCUUUUACAAGUAGCACUUACAAUUCCAGUAAGUUCUGCUUCUUGUGAAAGAUCAUUUUCGGUAAUGCGGCGAAUAAAAACAUGGCUACGAAAUUCUAUGUCUAACGAUAGAUUUUCAAAUCUAUCAUUACUUCAUAUUGAAAGGGACUUAGCUAAUAAUAUAACAUCUGAAGAGGUUCUAAAUAUAUUUGCGCAAAAAAGCAGGCGUUUAAACCUUACAAUAUAGUAAUUAGUAAUAAUUUCCUAUUUAAAAUGUUUUUUUUUUAAAAUAU
Myzus persicae (green peach aphid) is the source of this 2278-nucleotide messenger RNA. RefSeq names its product 52 kDa repressor of the inhibitor of the protein kinase-like. The transcript has 7 exons. Gene Ontology annotation, molecular function: protein dimerization activity. The coding region runs from base 214 to 2232 and encodes 672 amino acids. NCBI's taxonomy places the organism in Eukaryota, Metazoa, Arthropoda, Insecta, Hemiptera, Aphididae. The record is from RefSeq and is a predicted model, not a curated record.